AUGAAACGCUCGCACCCCGACGGCUCGGAGAACGACUCCGCGGUCACGGCGACGCGCGCGCUCGCGCGCGACGCGCACGUCGCGCGCGUCGCGCCGUCGCCCGGUGGAUCCUCGGUCGUCCGCCGCGCCGCCGCGGAGCUCGCGAUCGACACCGAGGACGAGCUCAGCGACGAGGAGCUGCGCGACGAGGACGUCGCCGCGCUCGAGGAGGAGGAGGAGGAGGAGGAGGACGCGAAGGACGACGCGCGCCGCGGCGGUAACGGCGGCGCCGGCGGCGAGGCGUUCGCGGACGCCCCGGACACGGUCCCGCAGGAAGAGCUCAUCCGGCGACGACUCGGUCGAAUGAAGGAGCUGCACUCGCUGUACAACGCGCAGUACUGGCGCCUGCUCGAGGAUCUUCGACGGCGGCACUACCGGUACACGCUUCGGAACGGGCACGGGGGGAAGAAGGAAGACGCGAGCGCGGAGGCGGCGGAGCGCGAGAGGGAGGGGCUCCCGAGCCAGUGCGAUUCCGAAGGAUGCGACCGAAAGCCGCUGCCGCUGUCGCGGCACUGCUUGGAUCACAUCCUGUUAGAUCCCAAACAACAGCUGUACGUCAAGGGCGUGGACGGAGAGGAGGACUGCGGGCCGGUGCUGUGGACGGAGGACGAGAGCGGCGGAGAGGCGGGGGGGGUGGCGAAGGCGGAGGCGACGCCGGCGUGA
Molecule: messenger RNA, 702 nt
Organism: Micromonas pusilla CCMP1545
Lineage: Eukaryota; Viridiplantae; Chlorophyta; Mamiellophyceae; Mamiellales; Mamiellaceae
Exons: 1
Coding region: 1-702 (233 amino acids)
Cellular component (GO): NSL complex
Source: RefSeq, a predicted model, not a curated record